AUGGCUUUGUUGACGCAAUACGUCUGUAGAGCUCUUCCUGGCAUCGGGAAGGGCCUUUUCCGUGGACAUGGAGGCCAAGGAGCCGUAGCUUUAAAAGGAAUGUUUAUGUCGACUACAGCUGCAGCGAGCCGCGCAAUUAGAGGCCGCCAGCUUACUCAGAUCAGGGGAAACCGCCUCAAUGGCCGGACACGGCUUAUCCACAGCUCAGCUCGCGUCUGCAAUGGGCACGACGCCGCUGCUUACAUCCAAUCUGGCCACGUUAAAUCGGUCCAGCGCGAAAACGUAAAGAAGGUUCUUGUUGUGGGCUCCGGCGGUCUUUCUAUCGGCCAGGCAGGCGAGUUUGACUACUCUGGUGCUCAGGCCAUUAAAGCUCUCCGCGAGAGUAAUGUACACACAAUUCUCGUGAACCCGAAUAUCGCUACCAUUCAAUCCUCUCACGACCUAGCCGAUGAAAUCUACUUCCUCCCUGUAACUCCCGAGUAUCUGACGCAUCUGAUUGAACGCGAACGUCCCGAUGGCGUUCUUCUCACAUUCGGUGGCCAGACGGCCCUGAACGUUGGCAUUGCCCUCGACGACAUGGGUGUGUUCGCCCGUAACAAUGUCAAGGUUCUCGGCACACCCAUCUCGACUCUCAAGGCUUCUGAGGACCGUGAUCUGUUUUCUCGCGCUUUGAAUGAGAUUAAUAUUCCCAUCGCCGAGUCUGUUGCCGUCUCGUCCGUCGACGAUGCCCUUGCAUCCGCUGAAAAAAUUGGUUAUCCUGUGAUUGUUCGUUCUGCUUUCUCUCUUGGUGGUCUUGGUUCUGGCUUCGCCAACGACAAGGCGGAGCUGCAAGCUCUUGCUACGAAGUCUCUGUCUUUGACCCUCAAAUCCUUGUCGAGAAGUCGCUCAAGGGCUGGAAGGAGGUCGAAGUACCAUAUGCUUCGUAGCGCUGCCAUCAAGAUCAUCCGUCAUUUGGGUGUCGUUGGUGAGUGCAAUGUGCAAUACGCUCUGAACCCCAACAGUCUCGAGUACCGCGUCAUUGAGGUCAAUGCUCGUCUUUCUCGUUCGUCCGCUCUUGCUUCUAAGGCCACCGGUUAUCCCCUUGCCUACACGGCUGCCAAGAUUGCUCUUGGUCACACUCUGCCCGAAUUGCCCAACGCCGUUACGAAAACUACUACUGCAAACUUUGAGCCUUCUCUCGACUACAUCGUUACCAAGAUUCCCCGUUGGGAUCUCGCCAAGUUCCAAUACGUGAAUCGUGAGAUUGGUUCGUCCAUGAAGAGUGUCGGUGAAGUUAUGGCCGUCGGCCGUACUUUCGAGGAGUCUCUUCAAAAGGCUCUUCGCCAAGUCGAUCCUUCCUUCAAGGGUUUCAUGCCCAUGCCCUUCCGUGACCUCGAUAAGGCUCUUACCGUUCCCACUGACCGUCGUUUCUUUGCCGUCGCCGAGGCUAUGCUUAACCAAGGCUACUCCAUUGACAAAAUUCAUGAACUUACUAAGAUUGACAAGUGGUUCUUGGGCAAGCUUUCGAAUCUGGCUGCUGUUUAUAACGAACUGCGUGAAAUUGGCUCUUUGUAUGGCUUGAACAGAGAUGUUUUGUUGCGUGCUAAGAAGCAUGGUUACUCUGAUGCUCAAAUUGCUGAGCUUGUUGGCUCGACUGAAUUGGAAGUCCGUGCUCGCAGAAAGCGUCUCGACAUUCACCCUUGGGUGAAGAAGAUUGAUACGUUGGCCGCCGAGUUCCCUGCUCACACCAACUACUUGUACACGAGUUACAACGCCUCUACUCAUGACAUUGAUUUCAACGAACAUGGUACCAUCGUUCUUGGCUCCGGUGUGUACCGUAUCGGCUCGAGCGUCGAAUUCGACUGGUGCGGUGUUUCUUGCGCUCGUGGCCUUCGUCGCGUUGGCAUGAAGACGAUCAUGAUUAACUACAACCCCGAGACUGUUUCCACUGACUUUGAUGAAUGUGAGCGCUUGUAUUUCGAUGAACUGUCUUAUGAGCGUGUUAUGGAUAUCUAUGAGCUUGAAACCGCUUCGGGCAUUGUUGUGAGCGUUGGUGGACAACUGCCUCAGAACAUUGCUCUUAAGCUUCAAGAAACUGGUGCCAAGGUUUUGGGCACUGACCCCCGUAUGAUUGACAAUGCCGAGGACAGACACAAGUUCUCGCAAAUGCUCGACAAGAUUGGCGUUGAUCAGCCCGCUUGGAAGGAGCUUACUUCUGUUGAGGAAGCCCGUACAUUUGCCAAUACCGUCGGUUACCCCGUGCUUGUCCGUCCCUCCUAUGUUCUUUCCGGCGCUGCAAUGAGUGUCAUUCGUGACGAGUCUUCUUUGAAGAACAAGUUGGAGAAUGCCGCCGCUGUUUCUCCUGACCAUCCCGUUGUUAUCACGAAGUUCAUCGAAGGUGCUCGUGAGAUUGAUGUGGAUGCUGUUGCCUCCAAGGGUCAACUUUUGGUCCAUGCUGUCUCGGAACAUGUCGAAAAUGCUGGUGUCCAUUCAGGUGAUGCCACAAUUGCUCUUCCCCCCUACUCGCUCUCUGCUUCUGUGAAGGACCGUUGCAAGGAGAUUGCCGAGAAGGUCGCUAGUGCCUUCCAAAUUACCGGUCCCUACAACAUGCAAAUCAUUGAAGCCGUGAACCCCGAGAAGCCCGACGUUCCCGAUCUCAAGGUUAUUGAGUGCAACCUCCGUGCCUCGCGUUCUUUCCCCUUUGUUUCAAAGGCUUUGGGCGUCAACUUUAUUGAUGUUGCUACCCGUGCCCUUGUUGGCAAGGAUGUCCCUGCUCCUCGCGAUCUGAUGAAGGAGAAGCACGACUACGUGUGUGUUAAGGUUCCUCAAUUUUCGUGGACACGUUUGGCCGGCGCUGAUCCUUUCCUUGGCGUUGAGAUGAGUUCUACUGGUGAGGUUGCCUGUUUCGGCAAGGAUGUUAAGGAGGCUUACUGGGCCGCCAUCCAGUCUACUCAAAACUUCAAGGUUCCUCUCCCUGGUCACGGUGUUUUGUUGGGUGGUGACCGUAAGGAACUUGCUGACGUUGCCGCUAAAUUGCACGAGUUGGGUUAUAAGCUCUACGUCGCUGAGAAGGCUCUCCACAAGAAGCUUGCCCCUGUCCCCGUUACCGUUAUCGAUUUCCCCAAGGAGAAGCGUGCCCUUCGUGCAGUGUUCGAAAAGAAUGACAUUCAAGCCGUCUUUAACUUAGCUUCUGGUCGCGGUAAGAGCACCGAGGAUCAAGACUACAUAAUGCGCAGAAAUGCUGUUGACUUUAAUGUUACCUUGUUCAACGACGUCCGCUGUGCCGAGCUUUUCGUUGAGUGCCUGAAGGAGAAACUUCCUCUCGUCCUUUCUGAAGAGAAGACAAUGCCUAAUGAAGUUAAAAGAUGGAGUGACUGGAUUGGAUCUCAUGCUCUUUAG
Schizosaccharomyces japonicus yFS275 is the source of this 3378-nucleotide messenger RNA. Its product is annotated as arginine specific carbamoyl-phosphate synthase Arg4. Gene Ontology annotation, cellular component: mitochondrion. Gene Ontology annotation, molecular function: ATP binding; carbamoyl-phosphate synthase (glutamine-hydrolyzing) activity; carbamoyl-phosphate synthase (ammonia) activity. Gene Ontology annotation, biological process: L-arginine biosynthetic process. The record is from RefSeq and is a predicted model, not a curated record. Lineage: Eukaryota; Fungi; Ascomycota; Schizosaccharomycetes; Schizosaccharomycetales; Schizosaccharomycetaceae. Bases 1 to 3378 code for a protein of 1125 amino acids. The transcript is spliced from 2 exons.